This is a messenger RNA of Solea senegalensis (Senegalese sole), 3623 nucleotides long. RefSeq names its product NIMA-related kinase 7 (gene nek7). Gene Ontology annotation, molecular function: protein kinase activity; ATP binding. Gene Ontology annotation, biological process: protein phosphorylation. The transcript is spliced from 10 exons. NCBI's taxonomy places the organism in Eukaryota, Metazoa, Chordata, Actinopteri, Pleuronectiformes, Soleidae. Bases 333 to 1244 code for a protein of 303 amino acids. The record is from RefSeq and is a predicted model, not a curated record.
AUUACUGGCACACGGGUCAGGAGUGUGGUGAUGACGGCGGAGCGGAGGGGAGGCCUAGAAAAGAGAGACUGUCUGCAAACACGUACACAUCCCGACUGGCUUCACAACACAGGCUCGCAAAAAGUUUUGGGCGCCCAGUCUAAGCAGUGCCACGCAGGACAGAGAGGCCCGCCGUGUCGGCUUUCUGGAGCGGAGCGACCUUGCAAAGGAAAGGGAAAGUCAAAACAACCCCAACCGCCAUAACUGUCCGGAGAAACUCUGAGCGUGAAGAAGGAAUAGCUUAGCAACAGAGUCCCACUUCCUGAGGUGUGAAGGAUCAAGCUCCAAACACCAUGGAUAUGGAUACGCAACCACAAGGACAGCAAGCAGCCGUGCCAGUGUUCCAGCCCCAGAAACCACUGCAGCCAGAUAUGGGUCAUAAUUCGCUGGCUAACUUCCAGAUUGAGAAGAAGAUUGGCCGUGGGCAGUUCAGCGAGGUGUACCGGGCGAGGUAUCUGCUAGACAACACAUCAGUGGCUCUGAAGAAGGUUCAGAUAUUCGACUUGAUGGAUGCCAAAGCUCGGCAAGAUUGCAUCAAAGAGAUAGAUCUCCUUAAGCAAUUGAACCAUCCCAAUGUGAUAAAGUACCAUGCAUCUUUUAUUGAGGACAAUGAGCUAAACAUAGUCCUGGAGUUAGCUGACGCUGGGGACCUCUCACGUAUGAUCAAGCACUUCAAGAAGCAACGGAGGCUUAUCCCGGAGAGAACGGUGUGGAAGUACUUUGUCCAACUCUGCAGUGCCCUCGAACAUAUGCACUCUCGGAGAGUCAUGCACAGAGAUAUCAAGCCAGCCAAUGUUUUCAUCACAGCCACCGGAGUAGUGAAAUUAGGAGACUUGGGACUGGGACGAUUCUUCAGCUCCAAAACAACCGCAGCUCACUCCCUAGUGGGUACUCCUUACUACAUGUCACCAGAGAGGAUACAUGAAAACGGAUACAACUUCAAAUCUGACAUCUGGUCGCUAGGAUGCCUGCUCUAUGAGAUGGCAGCCCUACAGAGUCCAUUCUAUGGGGAUAAGAUGAACCUUUACUCCCUCUGUAAGAAGAUAGAACAGUGUGACUACCCCCCUCUCCCCUCAGAUCACUACUCGGAGGAGCUGAGGAACUUGGUAGAUAUGUGUAUCAACCCUGACCCGGAGAAGAGGCCGGACAUCACCUAUGUGUACGACAUCGCCAAACACAUGCAGAACCUCACACAGGGCAGUUAAGCCCCGAGAUGCACACUCUGUCGCUUGCAGAUCUCCUUCCAUUACCCCGUCCACCCCCACCCUCUUGCUUUUCAUGCUGGACUUGUAAACCUUUUAUCAGCUUUCAUACAAUAACUUACUCCAGAGUUGAGCUCCUUGUGAUAAGAAGGACAUGUAACAGAUUUUAUUUUCAAGGUGCUGGUAUGGUCUAUAUGAUGACUGACACCUAACCCCCCUCCCCCCUCCCCAAUUCCUUAGACUGUUAUGUUACAGCACUGAAAAUCAAGAAUCUAGCUCAUCUGAUGUGUUUCUUGGUGUGCCUUUCAAACACAUGUCUCGAGUAUUUUCAUGGAGUGAACUAAAGCCAUUCUUUAGCUGGCAGGUCUACUGGAAAAUAGUAAAAAUUAACAAACAAAUAUAGUAAUCUACAGUGUCAUUUUAAAUCCUUAUCUUCAAAGUGAUCCAUCACUGCAAAUAUAAUGAAACAACCUUAUGUUGAUGCGUGUCAUGUGGCCUCAGGUUAAUAAAUGACACAGAAAAAGCAUGAAAAGUUACAAGAAAGGUGAACAGAUUCUCAUUCAACAGAUCAAAAAUGAGACAAUGCAGAGUGUGAUCGAUGGCUGAAGUGGUGUUGCGUUGCACUUUUUAUCUUGGUAAUGGGAGAACGGCAGGGUAAUCAUGUCUAAUGAAUGCAUACGGAAAGUAAGGAUCAUCCAGAGGCUGCACUUCAGAUGUGCUGGGGAUAGAACAUGGGCAAAUGUCUCCGUAACACUUUGAAUGUAAGUCAUUUUGACAUUGUGUGUUGUCUUUGAACAGUUCACAGUGUCUCUAUUUUUGACAGCCUGGAAGGAGAGUGGUAGAACGAGUAACAAAGGCAUUUUCUUUUUGCUGUUUACCUUAGUCACUGACACCAACACAUCUCCUCCUCAGUGCAGCUGUAACAAGAUAUUAACUGUAAUUAUACAGUGUUAGCUUUGUAAGGCUGGUGAAAUCACAAUGAAGACUUCAGAGAGUCGGAACGCAUCAUGGUCCAGUAGAUGUGUUUGACCCUUCUUCAGACUGUUAACUUUGCUGUGUCUGAUUGCAGUGUAUGUGUCUCGUUGAGUAACAAAUGUAUGGAGAAGAGGCGGUGGAUCAUGAGUAAAUCCCAGAUCUGCAACAUCUGUCCUCAGUUUAGAUACCGAACAAAAGUCGCUCAUAAAGAAGCAGUUUUUUUUUGUGGAAAAUACAAGAGACGUACGUAAAAACAAGCAGCACAUUUUUUUUUUAAUUUUUUUUUUUUUACUGUACAUAUUGAAGAGGUUCCUAUAGUUUUAAUACUGUAGUGUUUUAUUGACCAUUAGUCAAUGUUAAUGGAGGACAUGGUAAUUAUUUUUUGAAUAUAGGUUUACACCAGUGGGUCACAGAUGACCAGCACUGACCACCACUGGUUACCACAUGAAAGGUGUAGUAAGUAAACAAUAAUUGGUAAUGCUUUAUUUCAGUGUCUGAUGAAUUUUUGUUUAACAUUAUCAAAUUAGCCUGUUAACUGUUGUUGCACAUGUACGCUCAUGUUCUUUAUGGGUUUUUUAACAUGUAAUAGUAAUAAUGUGUUCAUUUGAAGCUUACAAGAUUCAAGAAAAUAAGUUAUUUUAUUGAUGUUAACAGCAUAUUGUGAUAAUAUGUUGCUCGAUAGAUUUGUCUGAGACUUGCAAGUAUAGUGUUUACAAUUCUUGUUUUUGCUCCUUUUUAUGGCCGUUCUUUUCCAUUGCAAUACACACACAUAUAUAUUUAGAUUUAAAAUGUUGUUUACUCCGAUUACCCUUACAAACACGUCUGUAUAGCUCCACAACCUUUCAGUAUUCUGUUGUAAUAACAGAAGUGCAAUUGCUUUUAAGCACUUUUUAACGUUUUAUCUGCGAUACAGAAUUCCCCUGAAGAAAGUAAUAGUAUUCAACAGCAAAAUACCAAAAAAAAAAAAAAGACGUUUCCAGGGGGUUAAAGGGACAAAUCCUUCAAGUUUCAAAUAUUCAAUCAUGUGUCUUGUGCAUCUCCUAUUUUAUUAGCUGGAAAAAUAGAUUUUCGUUUACAACCGAGUACAACUCCAGAGCUCCUCAUGUUCAACAUACUCAGUGCUGAGUCACUUUAAGGUAACUGCUACAUCUUGAUAGGAAGUGGUUUUUUUGUGCUCUGUUAUGUCCCAGCUUUUCACCUUGGCUCGUCAUAUUUUCUGCAUACUCCAAAGAACAGGGUUUUUGGUUUGUUUGUUUUUCCCAGAAAGUCAAAUAUUAGGAUUUAAUAUUUAUUGUUCUGGUACUCUUGUUUGUUUUCUGAGCAUUUCAUGUCAUAUUAAAAAGAAUGACAGAACAUCAUUACACAUGCCUUGUAUACCAUCUAAAUGCAAUAAAGCUUUCAAAUGUU